AUGUUAUUUGCUACACUAUUUUACAUCCAUGAGAGGAAAGGAAUAUCCAACUUCGCCUUAGAAGCUACUCUCAGAGAUCUGGUGGCUGGAAUUGACGAAGCUUUUGAUAUUGAAUUUAAUCUGAACCAGAGGGAUCAGGAGGAUCAUCAUACUCCGUGCAUUGUUGAGGCGAAUCUAGAUCCGGUUGAUACCGGGGAUAUAUUGGAUAAUGCAGACAAUGCUACCACCGUUACUUUUGCCACGACCGCAAGCUCCGACAUUGAAGUGAUUUCUUACUGUGCUUCUACUAAUGAGGCAGAGUCUUAUGCCUUUUGUCCUUCUGGAAAUGAAAACACUGGGUCUUGUGGGUUUGGGUAUGUCGGUUUCAGUGACAGUGUUGCUGCUGAGGCUAUAAAUCCAUUUAUUGCUGAAAUGGCCUCAACCAACAGUCUUGGUAACACCAGUGCCGGUCAAGCUCUCCAAGUUGGACGAGAUUCUUCCAACAGUGUGAAUAGUUUAGCGCGUGUCCGUGGUUGGUCCAUAGGUCGUGGCUACACUAGCACUUUGACAGCUGAAAACAAUGAAAGUCUAUCUAUGCUGCCUUCGCCACGAGAAACCGAUUCUGGUGAACAUGGCGAAAAGAGGUGA
This is a messenger RNA of Protopolystoma xenopodis, 627 nucleotides long. NCBI's taxonomy places the organism in Eukaryota, Metazoa, Platyhelminthes, Monogenea, Polystomatidea, Polystomatidae. The record is from the annotation of a GenBank genome assembly.